AUGUCCGAAGAAACGUCAGCGGAUCGCAAUGUCGAAAUAUGGAAGAUCAAGAAGCUCAUCAAGAGUUUGGAAAUGGCAAGAGGCAAUGGAACAUCAAUGAUAUCGCUGAUCAUACCACCCAAGGAUCAGAUCUCGCGAGUAUCAAAAAUGCUGGCGGACGAAUUUGGUACGGCAUCCAAUAUCAAAUCCCGAGUUAACAGGUUGUCUGUACUUGGAGCCAUAACGUCAGUACAACAUCGUCUCAAACUCUACACUAAAGUUCCGCCUAAUGGUUUGGUGAUUUACUGCGGUACCAUCGUCACUGAGGAGGGUAAAGAGAAGAAAGUGAACAUUGAUUUUGAACCCUUCAAACCAAUCAAUACCUCACUUUAUCUAUGCGACAACAAAUUCCACACUGAGGCCCUCACAGCCCUUUUGGCCGAUGAUAACAAGUUCGGAUUCAUCGUGAUGGAUGGUAACGGAGCACUGUUCGGUACCCUGCAGGGAAACACUAGGGAGGUGCUCCACAAGUUCACCGUGGACCUGCCCAAGAAGCACGGCAGGGGUGGUCAAUCGGCGCUCCGCUUCGCCCGCCUGAGGAUGGAGAAGCGGCACAACUACGUGCGCAAGGUGGCCGAGGUGGCCACGCAGCUGUUUAUCAGCGCGGACAGGCCGAACGUGGCAGGGCUGAUCCUGGCCGGCUCGGCCGACUUCAAGACUGAGCUGUCCCAGUCGGAUAUGUUCGACCCACGUCUCCAAUCCAAAAUCAUCAAGCUGGUGGACGUGUCCUACGGUGGGGAGAACGGCUUCAAUCAGGCCAUAGACCUCGCAGCGGAAUCAUUGCAGAAUGUCAAGUUCAUACAGGAGAAGAAGCUGAUUGGCCGCUACUUUGAUGAGAUAUCGCAGGACACCGGUAAAUACUGUUUCGGUGUGGACGACACCUUGCGCGCCUUGGAACUCGGCUCUGUCGAGACCCUUAUCUGCUGGGAGAACCUUGACAUUCAGAGAUAUGUGCUAAAAUCCCACUCCGCCAACCAAGAGACCAUCCUCCAUCUGACUCCUGAACAGGAAAAGGACAAAUCGCAUUUCACCGAUAAAGAGAGCGGCCUCGAGCUUGAGCUGGUUGAGUGUCAGCCGUUGCUUGAGUGGCUCGCGAACAACUACAAGUCUUUUGGUGCAACUCUCGAGAUCAUAACGGACAAGAGCCAGGAGGGCAGCCAGUUUGUGAGGGGAUUCGGUGGCAUUGGCGGUCUCCUUCGCUACAAGGUUGACUUCCAGUCUAUGCAGCUCGAGGAUGAGGAGAUUGAAAACCUCUACGACGUCGACGACUAC
Messenger RNA from Iphiclides podalirius (scarce swallowtail), 1311 nucleotides. NCBI's taxonomy places the organism in Eukaryota, Metazoa, Arthropoda, Insecta, Lepidoptera, Papilionidae. The record is from the annotation of a GenBank genome assembly.